UCCGACACAGGGAACGGAGCUUCUUGUAAUUCUGGUUGUGUGAUACAAGUAAACGUGCGGAAUGGCUGAAAGCCUGCGCUGUAUCUUCCAGCAAACAAAACGCAGGAAAAGGAAAGAAGUACAUUGACUCGUAUUUUUCUGCCGUGAACUGAGUUAAAAAAAAGGGAAUAGGGAGUGUUUGGGAUAUUGCUGCUUCCCCCGUCUAACGGGGCAGAGAAAAACGUGAAUAACGAAAGGUGUUUACCAGCGACUUACUGCUGCAGACUAUACUAGUAGUACCAGCCUAAUGUCGAUUGAAGGGAAGCGAGACUUGUCUUUCACAGUAAAUAAAUACAUUUGCAUAUUUUGGUUUUAAAGACAAAACAGCAAACCAAGAAUAGCUGGAUUAUGUUUGGCUAAAUAUUGAAAUUAAUCGAGUUUUUUGUUUCAAUUGAAAUAGAACAUAUACAUUAUCCUGCUUUAAUUGCAUUGUGUUAUAUCAGACUAGGAAAGGACACUGGACGUUUUUUUUUUCUUUCUUCAACAAACCAAAGAUUUCAGCGAUUGCCUGUGUUAGUACAAUUUAACUGUGAGAAUGCUGGCUGCACGUAUCCUGUGUUCGUGGUUGAUCCUGAUUUGUGGAAGCGCUGAGGUGCAAGGCGACUCUUCCCCGGCUCCUUGCCCGGCUCCGUGCCGGUGCGACGGGGAUGGAGGUGCAGAUUGCUCUGGUAAAGGACUGACCACCGUUCCAAUGGGGCUGAGCGCCUUCACCUACUAUCUGGAUAUCAGUAUGAAUAACAUCACAGAGCUGCCUGCCAAAGUCUUCAAAAAUCUCCCAUACUUAGAAGAACUGCGCUUGGCUGGCAAUGACCUCGCCUUCAUCCACCCCGAGGCCUUGUCUGGGCUGCACCAGCUCAAAGUCCUGAUGCUGCAGAACAAUCAGCUGAAGACUGUCCCCAGCAAGGUCCUGAAAGGAUUGACCUCCCUGCAGUCCCUGAGACUGGAUGCUAACCACAUAACGGUGGUCCCGGAGGACAGCUUUGAGGGUCUCGGACAGCUGCGUCACCUGUGGCUGGAUGAUAACAGCCUGACGGAGGUCCCGGUCACUCCACUCAGUAACCUCCCCUUCCUGCAGGCCCUGACGCUGGCACUCAACAGAAUCUCAAACAUCCCGGACCGGGCCUUCACAAACCUCUCCAGCCUGGUGGUCCUACACCUUCAUAACAAUAAAAUUAAACAGAUUGGAGAAGAUUGCUUUGCUGGAUUAGACAACCUGGAAACACUGGACCUAAACUACAACAACCUGAUUGAGUUUCCUGGAGCAAUCAAAUCCCUGCCAAACCUCAAAGAGUUGGGAUUUCACAGUAACAACAUAGCCGUGAUCCCUGAAGGUGCUUUCAACAGAACCCCACUCCUUAGAGCAAUACACUUGUACGAUAACCCACUUUCGUUUGUGGGCCGUUCCGCUUUCCAGAACUUGUCAGAACUGCACUCCCUGAUUGUCCGAGGAGCUGGCAUGGUGCAAUGGUUUCCCAACCUAACUGGCACAGUGAACCUGGAGAGCUUAACUUUGACUGGAACCAAGAUAAGCAGCAUUCCCAUUACCUUGUGUCAGGAUCACAAGAGACUCCGCACCUUGGACCUGUCGUACAACGAGAUAAGUGAUCUCCCGAGUUUCCAGGGCUGUGCCAACCUGGAAGAAAUGGCCUUACAGCACAAUCAAAUCAAAGACAUCAAGGCAGACACAUUUCAAGGAUUGGCUUCCCUUCGCUUGCUAGACCUCAGCCGAAAUGCGAUCAGCUCAGUUCAAAGAGAUGCUUUCAUGUCUCUAUCUGCGUUAACUAACCUGGACCUGAGUUUUAAUGAGCUAAACUCCUUAACAACUGCGGGCCUGACCGGACUGAAUCAGCUGAAACUAGCAGGCAAUCUAGCACUGAAAGGGUUACUGGCAGCCAAGGACCUCCAGAAACUCAGAACUUUGUCAGUGCCCUAUGCCUACCAGUGUUGUUCAUUUGGUGGAUGCAACUCCUACUUGACUACCAAUGUGGAAGAUCCUAGUAAACAGGACGGCAGCCUUAAAAAAACAGGUGAUAUAAUUAGUGAAGAUGAAGGGGAAAUAAUUCAGCUGUCUGUGCACUGUACACCUACUCCAGGCGCUUUUAAACCAUGUAAGCACUUGCUUGGUAGCUGGAUGAUUCGCCUCACGGUUUGGUUCAUCUGCCUGGUGGCCCUGGUGUUUAACAUCCUGGUCCUCGUCACGACCUUCGCAUCUUGUGGUGUGGUGUCCUCCGCCAAGUUUUUCAUGGGCCUGAUUGCUGCCUCUAACCUGCUGAUGGGCGUGUAUACGGGCAUGCUGAGUGGGCUGGACGUGGUGUCCUGGGGCCGCUUCGCAGACUAUGGCGUCUGGUGGGAGACAGGCAUCGGCUGCCGGGCCAUGGGCUGCCUGGCAAUCUUCUCCUCGGAAGCCUCCAUCCUUUUCCUUGCCCUGGCGGCCAUCGAGCGCAGCGUCUAUGUGAAGGACAUCCUAAAGAAGGGUAAGAGCUGCCGGCGCAGGCAGUUCCAGGUGGUGGCGGGGCUGGUCUGCAUCUUCGCCAUGGUGGCGGCUUGCUUGCCCCUCUUCCACGUGGGCGAGUUUUCCUCCUCCCCUCUCUGCCUUCCCUUCCCCACGGGCGAGACUCCCUCCCUGGGCUUCACGGUCACCCUGGUCCUCCUGAACUCAGUGGCCUAUCUCCUGAUGGCCGUCAUCUACACCAAACUCUACUGCGGCCUUGAAAAGACAGAUUUGUUGGAGAUGCUGCAGUCCAGCAUGAUCAAGCAUGUGGCCUGGCUCAUCUUCACCAAUUGCAUUUUCUUCUGCCCUGUGGCAUUCUUCUCCUUCGCCCCUCUGAUCACGGCCAUCGCCAUCAGCCCGGAGAUCAUGAAGUCGGUGACGCUCAUCUUCUUCCCCCUGGCGGCUUGCUUGAACCCCGUGCUCUACAUUUUCUUCAACCCCCAGUUCAAGGAGGACUGGAGUCGGCUCAAACGCUGCAGCAGGCGGAGGGAGUUUGUGGGCACGGGUGCCGGCGGGCAGACUGGAUGCUCGGCGGGGCAGGAUUUCUACUAUAACUAUGACAUCUAUGCUGAGCUGCAGGGCGGCAACCUGGCUGUGUGUGACUGCUGCGAGUCAUACCUGCUUGCCAAGCCCAUGCCCUGUAAACACUUGGUAAAGUCGCACAGCUGCCCGGCGCUGGCGGUGGUGCCCUGCCAGCGGGCGGACGGUUACUGGUCUGACUACGGCACACAGUCGGCCCAGUCUGAGUGCGCGGACGAGGGAGAUUCCUUUGUCUCGGACAGCUCGGAUCAAGUCCAGGCCUGUGGACGAGCCUGCUUCUACCAGAGCCGCGCCGUCCCUCUGGUCCACUAUUCCUACAAUAUUCCGAGAAUCAAAGACUAGAGCAAAGCCAGAAGCCAGUACUAUUCAGAUACUUAUUUUAAACCAUAAACACUAUGAAAAGCAUGUAGUGUCUCUAUAUGCCAACGUUCAGGAAGCACUUUUGUAAUCACUAUGUGACUUGCCUAUUAAGAAGGGAAUUUGGCAAUACAUUUUUUUUUUCUCUUGAGCCAUGAAUCUUUGUUUAACAAAACGAGGUUCCCGUGUUUUUUUUUUAUGUAUAAAUAAGGUUUAUCGUUAACCCAAUCGUUGUGACUUUUAAGCCUGUCUUUUGGAUUCACUUUCUUGGCAUAAUAAGUGUCUUCCUCUUCAGAAUGAUACGUUUUCCUUGGCAAAUGCUUUUUAUUUACAAUUUGAGGGACAUUCUUCCUGCUUUUGUUUUCAUUCCAAGACAAAACGAAAACUUCAACUGAGGAAAUGGGUACCUACCUCCUAACUCUAUGUAUGAUUUUAAAAACUAAAUAGACAUUAGAUAAUGUAUUUCUUCAUGGAAUUCUGUGCUGAUGGGUUCUGUCAAUCCUAGAGAUGUAGCAGCUAUGCACAUUUGAAAUCGUGACUUAACAAUACUGAGAAUGUAUUAAGUUACGUUUUGAUAUUAAAAUAGACUCAACUUGAUUUUGGGGGCUCUGAAAUCGACCAUUAUAUAAACAUUUUAUUGAGGUGAACAAGACAAUUUCCUUCAAGGAAAGCGCAAGGUGUUAAAGUGGGGUAUUAAUUUGUGCUGGGUUUAUUCUUCAACAAUGUACGUUUUGGGAUCAUUACUGGGGAAGUCACACACGCUUCUACAGUACAUCUCACUCCUGAAACAUCAUUCAGAAAAGUUUAAUAAAUUUAUAGCAAUAAUGUCAGCAUUUGAUAGAGGUGAGCCUAAGAGAAGUGUAGAAAACAAUGUGGAUUCCCCCUGGAGGAACUAGGUGUAUCGUGCAGCAGUCCCUAUGCAUAGGAUAGCAACAGGGUCUAUCAAGUGGCAUUGGUGAACCAACAGGUGCUUUGCAGCUCUACGCACUCAUGUGUUUGCUGCUUCUGGUUUUAUUUUCACAUUUGUCUCCAGUGUCAUGCUAUGUGCCAAAAGAGGCUGCAUUUAAUUUGAAACAAUUUGAAACAAUUUUGCCCUUUUAGGGCAGCUUGUCUUGUACCCACGGUAAGGGUUAAUAGAAAUCUAGGUAAGAACUGCUGUGUGUGUGUGUGUGUGUGUGUGUGUGUGUGUGUGUGUGUGUAGUUGUUAAUUCACUGUCACUGUCACAUUAUCACAUUGCCAAUAUCUUUGGUAGCUGGAAGAUAAGAAAAUAAACAGUGCUUAAUUGUUUAUUGUAUGGUCCAAUGGUUAAAGAAGCAGGCUUGUAACCAGGA
Polyodon spathula (Mississippi paddlefish) is the source of this 4759-nucleotide messenger RNA. Its product is annotated as leucine-rich repeat-containing G-protein coupled receptor 4-like. The transcript is spliced from 18 exons. Gene Ontology annotation, molecular function: G protein-coupled receptor activity; protein-hormone receptor activity; protein binding. The record is from RefSeq and is a predicted model, not a curated record. Lineage: Eukaryota; Metazoa; Chordata; Actinopteri; Acipenseriformes; Polyodontidae. Gene Ontology annotation, cellular component: membrane. The coding region runs from base 575 to 3412 and encodes 945 amino acids. Gene Ontology annotation, biological process: G protein-coupled receptor signaling pathway.